AUGCCCACAAGGAGAGUGGAAGAGAAGAAUGUGAAUGAUGGAGUUCCUCCCCAAGGUCCUCAAGGUGACCAAGUGCCUCAAAAGAAUAAAGUUCUGGUGGAUCCCCCGGUCAUGACCAAUAAAGAGAUUAGGUCAGCUUUUCUAACCCUAGCCCAAGCCAUGACGGCUCAAGUUAGUCAAGAUGUGGGGACUAGGGUGAAUGCUAAUGAGAGUACCAUGGCCUUAAGGUUGAGAGACUUUGUGAGGAUGAAUCCUCCGAUAUUUCUUGGUUCUAGAGUGGGAGAUAAUCCCCAAGAAUUCUUGGAUGAAGUAUAUAAGAUAGUCAAUGCUGUGGGGCUAACUUCUAGGGAGAAAGCGGAGUUGGCCUCCUAUCAAUUGAAAGAGGUUUCCCAAGUGUGGUUCACUCAAUGGAAAAAUAGCAAUAGUCCUUUAGAUGCAAGUCCUAUAGAAUGGGAGGAGCUUAAGGGAGCGUUCCUUGGUAGGUACUUUCCUCUUGAGAAGAGGGAGUUUAAGUCCAAACUUAAGAGGAAGAAUAGGGAGUUGAGGAGGGGUAGAUCCGAUGAGCAAGGUCAACCUAGGGUCAAGAAGAGAGCUCCAAACCAAGAUUCUUCAAGUGCUCCUAAGGUUAACCAAGAGAAGAGUGAUGGAUCUCAAUUUUCUAAACCUCUUUGCACCACUUUUGGGAAGAGGCAUCAUGGGAAGUGCCUAGCCGGUACUAAUGGGUGCUAUGGUUGUGGAAAGUGUGAUCAUCAAGUGAGAAAUUGUCCUACUCUUACGGCUAGAGGAAGGGAGGCCAAAUAA
Molecule: messenger RNA, 801 nt
Organism: Solanum stenotomum
Lineage: Eukaryota; Viridiplantae; Streptophyta; Magnoliopsida; Solanales; Solanaceae
Exons: 2
Coding region: 1-801 (266 amino acids)
Molecular function (GO): zinc ion binding; nucleic acid binding
Source: RefSeq, a predicted model, not a curated record